This is a messenger RNA of Closterium sp. Naga37s-1, 999 nucleotides long. The record is from the annotation of a GenBank genome assembly. NCBI's taxonomy places the organism in Eukaryota, Viridiplantae, Streptophyta, Zygnematophyceae, Desmidiales, Closteriaceae.
AUGCAUUCUCCUCUCGGCUCCCUCCCUUUAUCAUCUUGUCUUUCCCUUACCCGUGCUUUUAAUCUCCUGGAUUUGCGUUUUCCUGCCCUCUGUCCCUUUCGCCUCCCCGUUCCUACUCUCCCCUGUUUCUCCCCUUUCUUUGUCGCAUUCCAGUUCCAUUCCCCUUUCGCCUCUCGCCUUAUACCACCAAUCGUCGUGGACUCUCGAAGCUCAGCACACCCGCUGCACCCCUUCUCACCCGUUCUUUCCCUUCUGUCUCUUUCGCCUCCCCAUUCAUACUCUACCCCAAUGCAGUCUCGCCCUCCCUCUCCUCUGUCCCGCCCUCUCCCCUGUCCCGCCCUCUCCCCUGUCCCGCCCUCUCCCCUGCCCUGCCCUCUCCUCUGUCCCGCCCUCUCCCCUGCCCCGCCCUCUCCCCUGCCCCGCCCUCUCCCCUGCCCCGCCCUCUCCCCUGCCCCGCCCUCUCCCCUGCCCCGCCCUCUCCCCUGCCCCGCCCUCUCCCCUGUCCCGCCCUCUCCCCUGCCCCGCCCUCUCCCCUGCCCCGCCCUCUCCCCUGCCCCGCCCUCUCCCCUGCCCCGCCCUCUCCCCUGCCCCGCCCUCUCCGCUGUCCCCGCUCUCUCUUCUGUCUGCCUGCCAGCAGCUCAACGCCUCCUACUCCGCACCACUUCUCGCCCCCUCUCCUCUUCUCGCACCAAUCCGCCUACUCUUUUCCAUCACUUGCCUCUUCCUCUGUUCUUUUGCACAAAGCACAAGUGUGUGCUUGCAGCCAUCAUCAACUUAUGUCUCCACCAUUCCUUCACCCACCUGCCAGCACACACAGCCACACCUCAAACCCCUCAUGGUUCCUUUCCUGCUUCCCUGUCCCAUUCCCUCCCCACACCCCUCCUUCCCCAUGUCUCCCCGGCUGCUGUUGCCAGCAGCAGGGUGCGGGUGGUCGGAGGGCGACUGCAUGUGCAGGAGUUAGGACAUGUGGCACUACCUGCUCAGUACAGUCACUCGUAA